Aspergillus saccharolyticus JOP 1030-1 is the source of this 1513-nucleotide messenger RNA. Its product is annotated as MT-A70 family. Gene Ontology annotation, cellular component: RNA N6-methyladenosine methyltransferase complex; nucleus. Gene Ontology annotation, molecular function: nucleic acid binding; methyltransferase activity. The transcript has 2 exons. The record is from RefSeq and is a predicted model, not a curated record. NCBI's taxonomy places the organism in Eukaryota, Fungi, Ascomycota, Eurotiomycetes, Eurotiales, Aspergillaceae. The coding region runs from base 14 to 1513 and encodes 499 amino acids.
UUAAACUACCAUUAUGAUAGCACCAUCAUCCAUUCUCUAUCAGGAUCCCCAGGCAACCACCUUUCUUAUUGAUAUUCCUACAUCGAUUGCACGUGCACAAUUGCUUUCCCUACAUCAAUUAGAGCUCUUGUCCCCCGCAGGAUCGCUGUCUGAUUUGGAGGGCAAUGGCAGGAAUCGAGUAGUUCUGUCAACACCACCUCUAAGAGAGCCGUAUCCAGCGCACACAGAACCCAAGACCGACGCAGCCCGGACAAGAGUUCUCGAGAGAAUUCCAGUUUCGGAGAGGCUUUUUCAUUCCGAAAUUCUCGAACCGCUGGUCACCGAAGGAUUACUCCAGAUUCGCAAUGCGCUCAAGCCUGGGUUUGCGUGGUGUCUACCGCGUGUUGAAGUGAAUCAUUCUACUCCACAAUGGGUACCUCGCCAUGGUAAUGAAGCUCUUCGCCCUGACAGGAGGAAAGCAACUGGAUCUACACGCAGCGAUAGUUUCCCGCUUAUAAAGGCUGCCUCCAAGCAAAUGGAUUCUGAUACAGCCGAUCCUGCUACACUCAAUGAGACAUGUAUCUCCAGCCAAAGCCCACCGUUGAUCUUGUCUCCUGGCACGAACAGCUUCAGCUCAAUGUCUGAACUUUUCAGCCUCGUGGUCCGGAACACUUCGCGGGAACCAGCCGUGGUGCAGGCACCCUGUAUGAUGGUACAGAUGGAGAUGGAGAGUCCAGGGUGUUUUCAUAGUAGACAAGACCACCUGUCACACUCUGCUCUUCGAUCCUUCUACGUCCCACCCUUAUCAAGUUUUAUCCAAGGCAGGAUUCCCGUCGCAGACCCCGGGGCACAUACCGAUUCCCCCAUCCCAGGUCUACCUCACCACCAGAAAUUCAACCUCAUUCUUCUCGAUCCGCCCUGGGCUAACCGCUCCGUCCGUCGGAGUGGUCACUACCAAACACAGACUCACCUUGACUGGGAACGGCUCACCCGGUGCAUCCGCCAAAUUCUGUCUGUCCACCUGGUUCCAGACCCUUCCCGUCGUUUGACACGGGACGAGGAGGCUGGCCAGCAAGAGGACAGCGGGCGGGUGGGUGCCAUUGCAGCGAUCUGGAUCACCAACUCGGGAAAAGCUCGCAAGACAGCCUACGAAGCAAUGCAGGGCGCCGGGCUUACGGUUUGCGAAGAGUGGAUUUGGGUGAAAACGACGACAGAGGGUGAGCCCAUCACGCCCGUUGAGGCGCUGUGGCGAAAACCGUAUGAGAUUCUAGUUAUAGGAAGAAGGGUAGAUUCCGCUCCAGACAACAAUGUCAUUACUAGAAGAGUCAUUGCGGCGGUUCCAGAUAUUCAUUCACGCAAGCCUAACCUGCGCGAGGUCUUUGAGCAGGUGUUUCUUCUCGGCGGUCCGCCUGAUGAGGCUGGUAUGCGGUAUACUGCUCUGGAGGUGUUUGCACGCAACCUGACUGCAGGUUGGUGGGCAGUGGGCGAUGAAGCGCUGAAGUUCAAUUCGGAGGAAUGGUGGAUCGAGAGAUGA